AUGGCGGUCAAGCGGAUAAAUGGCAUUAUCAAGACGCUUGAUUGGGAGAAAGUCGAAGCUACUUUGCAUUCUGAUGGGCGCGAUGACGCGGAUCCUGGUUUUGAUGUUUGCGAUGCCUCGCUAGAGGAUUGGGAGCGAUAUGUCAAGUCGGAGAAUCAAACACUGGUGUCGAGGGCGAUGGCAUUCGAAAAUGGUAGAAUCUACAUUGUCGAACUCCCAUCUGGUGUCCAUGAUGGCUACUGCGGCUUGCUAAACACGGCCGUAUUGAGGGCGACGGGUACUUUCGAUGAUCACUUGAUGUCGCGUCAAUCGAGUUUCGUGGAAAGCCUCCGAAAACUCGAGCCCGAUUGCAGUUUUGGUCCUGCUCCUGGUAUUGGUGCCAAUCGUCCCGGUGGAAUGACGUGGAACGAAUACCACACAUUGAAGGUGGAAGUGGGCGUCUCACGAGGAUGGCCGUAUUUGAAUCGGAAAGCGGAUCAAUGGAGGCAAUACCCCGGCGUCGAAUACAUUCUCUGCAUUCGUCUAUCACCAGCGCUGCGGUGUUUAUCACUACACGCUACAAUGUCGUACUACUUUAGCAUACUACAUUUACUGAGGCUUUUGAUUUGA
This is a messenger RNA of Plasmopara halstedii, 609 nucleotides long. RefSeq lists its product as uncharacterized. The transcript has 2 exons. The record is from RefSeq and is a predicted model, not a curated record. Lineage: Eukaryota; Oomycota; Peronosporomycetes; Peronosporales; Peronosporaceae. Bases 1 to 609 code for a protein of 202 amino acids.